Cylicocyclus nassatus is the source of this 632-nucleotide messenger RNA. The record is from the annotation of a GenBank genome assembly. NCBI's taxonomy places the organism in Eukaryota, Metazoa, Nematoda, Chromadorea, Rhabditida, Strongylidae.
AUGAGCUCGAUGAAGUUCCUGUUGUUUGUAUGGAUUCCAUUGACGAACAGUCUUGUAAAUACGAGCAGCAACGAACUAAUUUCAAAAAGUUUGGGCCAAUCUUCUGGUUCUUCUCGUCUCAAUGCUUCCAACCAAGCGUCGUGUCCUUGGCUUUGCGAGAGUGGGUGGACUUACUUCGACAAAACCGAUUCUUGCUACAAGACUUUCCUUGAUGCAAAUGCUUACGAUGCUGAACACAUCUGUAACGUCGUUGGAGGACAUUUGACUUCGAUACACAGCUCUGCCGAGAAUAUAUUUGUAGCCGAGUUGGCAAGAACGGGUAGGCAAUGGAUAACCGCCAACGACCUAACCUGGAUUGGUCUGUGGGCUGAAGGUACAGGAAGGAAAAUAUAUACCUGGACUGACGGCACAAAAGUUGACUAUCUACCCUGGGUUGUGGGUGCACCUCAGGCUCAUGAAGAUCAACGCUGCGUGUUGCUGUACAGUGAUCAUCGUCUCGACUCACAUUAUCCUGUUUUCUAUCAAAAAUGGAACGAAUAUAUAUGCGCCGAAAAAGAGAGAUCGUUCGUAUGCAAGAAGGCGGCUUUGCACUAACGCUACACUUACGUGCCAUUAAAAAUUUAUGAAGAACA